AUGCGUUUCCUUAUCUUCCUGACUGUUUUCUACUUUGUUGCUGUUGUGGUCAUGAGUGCUCCGGCUCCUACUGAAGAACUUAUUGGCGGUAAUGUGCCUCAUCCAAGUAAAUUUUCCCAACCAGUAUAUUCUGUCAAACGCGGUCCUGUUUCAGAAAGUAGUGAAGGAAUGAGACUUGCUCAAGGGCAAGGUAGUGUUGUCGAUUCCCGACCAAUCUGGGAAGGUGGAAAAGACGUGAAGCCUUGGAUGAAGGACCGUCAAAGACCACUCACCGUCGAUCCCAGCAAGAGUGCUAACAACUAA
Molecule: messenger RNA, 303 nt
Organism: Auanema sp. JU1783
Lineage: Eukaryota; Metazoa; Nematoda; Chromadorea; Rhabditida; Rhabditidae
Source: the annotation of a GenBank genome assembly